Molecule: messenger RNA, 2157 nt
Organism: Gadus morhua (Atlantic cod)
Lineage: Eukaryota; Metazoa; Chordata; Actinopteri; Gadiformes; Gadidae
Gene: wdr45
Product: WD repeat domain 45
Exons: 10
Coding region: 372-1448 (358 amino acids)
Molecular function (GO): protein binding
Source: RefSeq, a predicted model, not a curated record
AAGCAUGUGCAUGUCGACGUCACUUUCUCGGAAAACAACAAAAACAAAACGUCCUCUUGCUACAGCAUCUACUUUGCAUGCUCUGUCAGCUGACUCGAUUUUAAAACAUUUUUAAAGGAAUACGGGUUAUCUUUCCGUGGAUUUUCCUUCGUGUUUGUGUUAGUAAAUUACUCCGUAGUGACAUGUUUCACUGGCUGUAGUACGACAAGCAGUCGUACGACAAGAGUCCCGCCGGGGGUAAACAUUGGGACACGACGUUGCAACACAACGACCAGAAAAGCUUCGACUUUACAAUCAACACACUUGAUCCUUCGCACAAUUAUAUUGAACAUAUCGCCGUGUAGUCAGGCAACUAGUGACUUUGGAUAGCCAUGGCUCAGCAAAGAGGAGUCAAUAGUCUCCAGUUCAACCAAGACCAGAGCUGUUUCUGUUGUGCUAUGGAAACCGGGGUCAGGAUUUACAACGUGGAGCCCCUGAUGGAGAAAGGCCAUCUUGACCACGAGCAGGUGGGCAGCGUGGCCCAGUGCUCCAUGCUGCACCGGUCCAACCUGCUAGCGGUGGUGGGAGGUGGAGUCAACCCCAAGUUCUCCGAAAUCUCAGUGCUGAUCUGGGAUGACGCAAGCGAGGCAAGGGACCCCAAGGACAAGCUGGUGCUGGAGUUCACCUUCACCAAGCCCGUUCUGGCUGUCCGCAUGAGACAUGACAAGAUCAUUAUUGUUCUGAAGAACAGAAUCUACGUGUACAGUUUCCCGGACAACCCCGUCAAGCUGUUUGAGUUUGACACCAGGGACAACCCCAAAGGACUGUGUGACCUGUGUCCUAGUAUGGAGAAACAGCUUCUGGUCUUUCCAGGUCAUAAAUGUGGCAGUCUACAGCUUGUUGACCUGUCCAACACCAAACCGGGCACGUCGUCGGCCCCCUUCACCAUCAACGCCCACCAGAGUGAGAUCGCGUGCGUGGCGCUGAACCAGCCGGGCAGCGUGGCGGCGUCGGCCUCCCGGAAGGGCACCCUCAUCCGCCUGUUCGACACGACCACGCGGGACAAGCUGGUGGAGCUCCGCCGGGGCACGGACCCCGCCACCCUAUACUGCAUCAACUUCAGCCACGACUCGUCGUUUCUCUGUGCGUCCAGUGACAAGGGCACGGUCCACAUCUUCGCCCUGAAGGACACCAAACUCAACCGACGCUCCGCGUUGGCUCGCGUGGGGAAGGUGGGCCCUGUGAUUGGCCAGUACGUGGACAGCCAGUGGUCCCUGGCCAGUUUCACCGUGCCCGCCGAAUGUGCCUGCAUUUGCGCAUUUGGGAAGAAUACGUCGAAGAAUGUGAACUCAGUAAUUGCCAUUUGUGUUGACGGCACAUUCCAUAAGUACGUGUUCACACCCGACGGAAACUGCAACCGCGAAGCCUUCGAUGUUUACCUGGACAUAUGUGAUGAUGAUGACUUCUGAGACGAGGGCCGAUAAAGCAGCAGGCGAUGUGUACUGAACAGUGAAGAGACUCCAGUUAACCUCCAGCGGUGAGGUUCAAAAUCUAUCCGCUUGUAACAUCACAAGUUGGCGUGUCCACCCAUAUGUACGGUGGAUAGAUGACUGGGGAGUUCAUCUAUUCGUCCCACAUCUGGGAGGACACUCCCAUUUGGGAUGUCACAAAGGCUACAUUUGAAAUUGGCCUCAAACUUGGUGGUUUAAUAGGGUCCGUUUAAGGCAAAGGUUGGGAGGAGUUGGGGAGAAAGUACUGAAGUACUGAAGCACCUCCUUAACUGCGUUUGUGACUUUCGUUGAUGUUCGAUAGGAAUGCAUAACGUUGUUGUUAAGCCCGGUUUUAUGCUUGUAUCAAUUUUAUUUUUACAACAAUGGAUAAAAAUACUGUUUUCUAUCUGUGAAAUCAAAGAAUUGUGUUAUGAUUCUGAAGGAUGAAUGUGUAAAACCUGUUUUUAAUACCAAAAAACCCAGCACAUAAUAAUUUGGUAUAUAAUCUCAUUGAAGAAUGUAAUGUUACAUGUUGCUAAAUUUGCUAACUUUUGUGUUGUAGACUUCGCAAGGUAUAAUGGGUUGAUUCAGUCAGUUCUUUAAAGAGAAAUAGCCCACAGACCGAUAAUAUCGCUGUCAUAUCCCUGUACAGAACUAUAAAGUAUAAUAAAAUCCUUGUUCAAAAGUA